UCAACUCAAGGAGAGACGGCUGUUGCUUUCGAAAAAAUGAAAGUGCAAUAUGCCGAUGAUAUUGCUGAACUCAAGGAUUCUCAUGCUAAGGAAUUGGAACUCAUGAAAUCCGAACACGAUAAAGAGAUUGAGAAAGCAAGGAAUGAAAUUCAGGAAACACUCAUGAUCCAGCAUAAUGAAGAAAUCGAAAAACUUGAACAAACACAUAGUACGGAAUUAAAUUCUAUCAGAUUUAAUCUUGAAACCAAAAAUGACGCAGCCGUCCAAGAGCUAUCAGCCCUUAGAUCUCAGCAUUCUCAAGAUAUUGAGGAUCUUAAAUUAAAGCAUUCUAGAGAAAUUGAAGAACUUAAAUCCCAUCAUGCCCAAGAAAUUGAAACUUUAAAGACAUCAGCUGAUGAAGGUCUUGUACAAAAGUAUGAGACCCAAUUAUCAAACUUGCAGAGUUUAACAAAAAAGAGGGAUACCGAAUUUGAAGAUCUUAAAGCGAAUCAUGAUUCUAUGCUAGAGAAAUUGAAAACCGAUUAUGAAGCUCAGUUCGAAACAUUAAGGGUUAAAAUUGAAGGAACAAACAAUUCCCCUGACACAGGAAUUGAGGAAUUAAAAGCUAUUCAUGCUAAAGAACUUGAUGAUCUGAAAUCUACCCAUGCAAAGGAAAUUGAAGAAUUGAAAACUCAAUACGAAGGAAAAUUGAAAAAAUUAGAAUAUGAAAUUAGGGAGUCUCAUAGCAAAGAGUUGCAAGAAACACUCACGAAUCUUGAUAAAGAAAUGCAAGAAACAAUCACGAAUCUUGAAGAAGAAAUGAAAAAAAAGGAGGAAAGUUUAACGUUGGAAAAUGAAACUCUUAAAAAAGAAAAUAAGGAAUUGUCAGAGAAGUUUGAAGUUUCAAAACAAAAUGUUGACUCUCAUGCUUCAACAUUAGAAGAGUUGAAAAAAGAGCAUCAAAAGGAAAUAGAAUUACGUACCGCAUUACAAACUCUUCUAGAUGAGAAAAAUAAAGAGAGCGAAGAAUCCCUCGAAUCAUUACGCUGCGAGUACAACCAAAAGAUUGAUGAACUCGAAUUAGCACAUGCUCGUGAACUGAAAGAAAAGAUGGAUGAACUCGAAUUGGCGCAUGCUCGUAAAAUUGAGGAAAAAGAUGUAGAAAUAAAGAACAAGGCCAUGGAAAAUAAAUGGCUUGAAGACGAAAAUGAUCAGCAUGAUGCAAAGUCUAAAACGUUGAAUAAAGAGUUGGAAAUUCUUCGUAAAGAAAAUGAACAAUUGAAAGGUGAAAAUGAUCAGAUGCUCGAGUUGAUUCAUAAAUAUCAAGAAGAGCUAGCUCCUAAAUUUUAA
Racocetra persica is the source of this 1329-nucleotide messenger RNA. The record is from the annotation of a GenBank genome assembly. Lineage: Eukaryota; Fungi; Glomeromycota; Glomeromycetes; Diversisporales; Gigasporaceae.